Molecule: messenger RNA, 923 nt
Organism: Notothenia coriiceps (black rockcod)
Lineage: Eukaryota; Metazoa; Chordata; Actinopteri; Perciformes; Nototheniidae
Product: sperm-associated antigen 16 protein-like
Exons: 1
Biological process (GO): axoneme assembly
Cellular component (GO): axonemal central apparatus
Molecular function (GO): protein binding
Source: RefSeq, a predicted model, not a curated record
GUCUGUGAGAAGAACAGAAAGAGCACCAGAGGUUUUUUCAGAGGAGGCGAUGAGGAGUGCUGAGGAGGAGGCCUUCGAAGAGGUGCUGAUGGAGGCCGCCCCCCCCACUGCUGUGAGCAAAAACCUUAGACCAUCUAAACAACAAAUCGUCCCCAAAAUCCCAGAGGCAGUGGACGACUUCCUGAGAAAUGUCCUCCAGAGAGCGGGACUGGGCCGGACUAUGAUCAGCUUCGAGGAGGAGUGGUACGGCUUAGCGCAGAAACUCCUGACCCAGACCCUGAGGAGGGCAGGAGUCCUCCUCGUGCCUGAUGCGCUUACACACAGGCAGCUGAUCCAGGCUCAGCUGGACACUGUGCACAGAGACACAGACCUGCUCAGACAGGAAGUGCUGCAUGCAGGGGAGCAUCUGCUGAGGACGCAAAGGGAGAGGGAUUUCUACCGGCUGCAGUACCAAUGUGUCGCCGAACACAAAAGCAGGCUGAUGGAGGACCUCCACCAGCUGAAGAAACAGCUGCAGUCCUACAGGCCGGCACUGAGGCGGCUCGAGGACACCAUUCAGGAGGCUCUCAGGAAGAAAAUGCUCCUUAGUUUAAAGAAAGACAGAGUUCAAAACUUCAAAGCACUGAAUCAGCAGGAUUCCCAGAUCAAGAAAGAGAGAAACAUUAAAAGUGGCGGCAGUGGGCCACAGGACACCCAGGCCCCACACUCAGAGGACACCGGGGUUCCCACCUGCAGCAGGGGGCCGGAAACUGAAAAUGAAACCAUGGAAACCCCUCUCAGCCUGUCCUACUCCAUCAGAGCCCACAAGCUUCCUAUCAGCUGCAUCCACCUCCAUCCACGAAAACUCAUCGUCGCCUCCGCCAGUGAUGACUGCAGCUGGAGGCUAUGGCUGCUUCAAGCCCACGGAGAGAAGGUAAGAGAAG